CAGAGAUUCUAGGGACGGCAGCUGGCUAGGCAAUGAUGGAUCCAUCUUCGACUAAUGAGUCGCCAAUGUCUGAGGCACUUCAGCCAUUAUUCUCGAAGAUCAAGCGGUACCAAAGAAUAUACCAAACUUAUCUUGACCGCUCUGUUCCGCAUGUUUUGCACCGAUGGCUAAGCACCGUCGUUCUUAUCGCCUUGUUCAUUCUCAGAAUUGUGCUGGCCCAAGGGUGGUACAUUGUAUGCUACGCCCACGCUAUAUACCUACUUAACCUUCUAUUGGCAUUCCUACAACCUAAAUUUGACCCAUCAUUACAAGCUGACCUGAAUGCCGAUGCAGUUGAAGAAGGAGCAGAUGCAGCGGACAUGAACACGAUGCCAAGGUAUGCUGAUGAGGAAUUCCGACCGUUUAUGCGACGGCUUCCCGAGUGGGAUUUCUGGCUUUCUGCAACGAGAGCGACCGUUAUCUCUCUCUUGUGCACUACUACGGAAUUGUUCGAUAUUCCUGUCUAUUGGCCAAUCCUCCUUAUGUACUUCCUUAUUCUCUUUGGCCUUACGAUGAAACGCCAGAUCUCCCAUAUGAUCAAGUACAGAUACAUUCCCUUCGACAUUGGGAAGCAAAAGUAUAAUACGAAGUAAAUAAGGUCGCCGUUGUUACUUCGGUGACUGUUGUUUCUGAUCAGUAGAGUUGGCCUGUCGUUUUGGUUAUGUAUGGAAUUUAUGAAUUUGUUAUUGCAUGCAAGGAGCUUGCUGUUCGGGAUUCACAAUAAUAUUGUCACAACGCUGAACAUGAAUACAUGAG
This is a messenger RNA of Cantharellus anzutake, 795 nucleotides long. RefSeq names its product retrieval of early ER protein Rer1. The record is from RefSeq and is a predicted model, not a curated record. Gene Ontology annotation, cellular component: Golgi membrane. The transcript has 6 exons. Gene Ontology annotation, biological process: protein retention in ER lumen; retrograde vesicle-mediated transport, Golgi to endoplasmic reticulum. NCBI's taxonomy places the organism in Eukaryota, Fungi, Basidiomycota, Agaricomycetes, Cantharellales, Hydnaceae. The coding region runs from base 33 to 632 and encodes 199 amino acids.